AUGGAUGCCAACUUACUGCAUUGUCUUUCUUCAGAUCAAGCUUAUUUAUCUCAGAUAUCGGAAAAUCAAUUAGAAAAUAGUAUUUUUAAUACCACGCUUUCUCGAUACCAGAAUGCGCGUGAAUUACUGUCCUUGCGUUCGGGUUCAGAGGCAGCAAUAAGUAGAUUUGGCAUUGGUUAUGCAGGUUUUGGUAAUGGAUGGACCUCCGCUAAAUCAAAAGUUGUCUACCCUAACCAUAAAAAAAGAGUGCGAGGUCGGUAUUGCUAUUCAUUUGACAGGAGGACAAAUGGUACUCAAGCUGAACUACCGGUGGAUUUAGUACCAAUAAGACUUGAGAUCGAUGCAGAUAGAUAUAAAUUAAGAGAUUCAUUUACCUGGAAUGUCUAUGAUAAAUGCGUUCCUUUAGAUGUUUUUGCCGAGCAGCUAUGUUUAGACUAUGACAUUCCUCCAAAUCAUAUGCAUAUGGCACAAAAUAUAUCGAAAAGUAUACAAUCACAAAUUCAGGAUUACCGGCCUAUUCGACAAGCUCUUGAUUCGUCAUUACAGGCUAAAUUGGAAGAUCCUUUUCAACGGCGGCAUCUUUCAUUAUCAGAAGGAGUUUCAACAGACGUAUCAGCAAAUACAAGAAACGACGAAGUUAGUAAUUGCAAUACAGACCUUCGUUUUAUGGUAAACCUUGAUAUUACGAUAGGACGUUUAAACCUCGUGGAUCAAUUCGAAUGGGAUCUAUUUUCACCAUCUGGUAGUGCCGAGGAAUUUGCUUCAGUUAUGUGCUUCGAUCUUGGAUUAAGUGGAGAUUUUUGUACCGCAAUUUCGCAUUCUAUUCGUGAACAAUCGCAGAUGUAUUUGAAGUCUCUGGUUUUGGUUGGUUAUACGUUUGAUGGAAAAGAAAUUGACGACGAAGAAAUAAGAUCUUUUAUGUUACCUUCUUUGAAAGAAGCUUUUCGUUGGAAAGACAUGAACGCGAAAUCUUACUCUCCGAUGGUGUAUGAAUUAUCUGACGCUGAAAUGGAACGCCAGGACCGUGGAUACGACCGUGAAGCCAGAAGGAUGAGAAGACGACAAGGACGCGCGAAACACGGCGUGGCACUUCCUGAUUUGAAUGAUAUUCCGAAAAUACAUAGAACGUCCUAUAGAAACUCAUCUGUUCCUUUUGAUGAUGAUUGGAACCAAAUGUAUGCUGAUGCAAUUGCACAGAAACAAGCAACGCUUAACUAUCAAGCUUUCAUGGCCCCAUUAAAGGAAAGUCUAGUUCUUAGGCUUAAGUUGUCACCAGAAAAACUUAAACAGUCUCUGGAUCGUUCCUCAAGCUCUUUUAAACUCACGCCCUCAUUUUUGCCGCAAUCACAUCCCCCCAACGCUUUACAACCUGGCUACCCUUCUAUUGAAAGUGACACGCUAGUUAAUUCUACAAUUAAUCCAUACUAUAAUUCUUCUUUGGCUUCGCCAAAAUCAACCGAAAUUUCAACGAUACCUCAAACGCAAGGAAAUCCCUUACCGAACUUCACCCCAGAUUGGGUAAAGCAGUGUGUCGAAGAAAUAAAUUACAAGUAUCCUAAUGAAAAGUUUGAUCUCAUGAUAAAGCAAGCUGAAAAUCCUGCUGAGCAGAUUUUUGUACGGAUUCGUUGUCAUUACUGCACUAACGAGAUUUUUUCUGCUGGUCCCGGAUUGUCUUUUGGAAAUUUUGAAAUUCAUUUGCUUUCUAAGGCUCAUCAAUUAAAUAGAGAAUCUCAAAUGCUGCAGUAA
This is a messenger RNA of Schizosaccharomyces octosporus yFS286, 1746 nucleotides long. RefSeq names its product SWI/SNF complex subunit Snf5. The coding region runs from base 1 to 1746 and encodes 581 amino acids. Gene Ontology annotation, molecular function: transcription coregulator activity. Gene Ontology annotation, biological process: chromatin remodeling; regulation of transcription by RNA polymerase II. The record is from RefSeq and is a predicted model, not a curated record. The transcript has a single exon. Gene Ontology annotation, cellular component: nucleus; SWI/SNF complex; nuclear chromosome. NCBI's taxonomy places the organism in Eukaryota, Fungi, Ascomycota, Schizosaccharomycetes, Schizosaccharomycetales, Schizosaccharomycetaceae.